Quercus robur (English oak) is the source of this 1467-nucleotide messenger RNA. RefSeq names its product UDP-glycosyltransferase 92A1-like. Gene Ontology annotation, molecular function: UDP-glycosyltransferase activity. NCBI's taxonomy places the organism in Eukaryota, Viridiplantae, Streptophyta, Magnoliopsida, Fagales, Fagaceae. The transcript has a single exon. The record is from RefSeq and is a predicted model, not a curated record. The coding region runs from base 1 to 1467 and encodes 488 amino acids.
AUGGAGCAGAGAAAAGAAAAUGUAGUGUUGUUCCCAUUCAUGGCACAGGGUCAUAUAAGGCCUUUCUUAGCAUUAGCCUGCCAAAUAGUACAAAGUAAGAAUUACACUGUAACCUUUAUCAACACCUCUCUCAAUAUCAAAAAACUCCAACCAUCUCUCCCAUCAAACUCCUCCAUUCGCCUCAUUGAAAUCCCUUUCUUCAGCUCUGAUCAUGGCCUUCCUCCAGAUGCUGAGAACACUGAUGCUUUUCCCCAAUUCAUGGGCCAACUCAUCGAAGCUUCUCAUUCUUUCAAACCUUCUUUUAAAACUCUCAUUUCCAAUCUUAUAGAAGAGCAAAAUGGCCAAAGACCACUUUGCAUUAUUGCCGAUAUGUUCUUCUCUUGGACUGCAGAUGUUGCUCACGAAUUUGGAGUUUUUAACGCAAUCUUCAACGCUGGUGGUGGCUAUGGCAUGGGGGUAUUUCACAAUCUCUGGUUAAACCUCCCUCACUUGAAAACAGACUCCAAUGAAUUCCCACUUCCGGGCUUUCCUGAUUCUUGUCGAAUACGCAUAAAUCAAAUGCCGGAGCAUCUUAGAUUUUCUAAACCUGAUGAUUCAUGGAUAAAGUUUAUGCAUAGAGUGUUUGAUGAAUGGUUGGAAUCUGAUGCGUUUUUGUUCAAUACAGUGGAAGAGAUUGAUCAAAUUGGAUUGACAUAUUUCAGGCAGCAAAUGAAUCGCCCGGUGUGGCCUAUUGGGCCUGUGAAGCUCACCUUGGGAAGCAAAGCUGGUUCUGGAAAAGACUCGGGAAUUACGUGGGAACUUUGUAAGAAUUGGCUAGACUCAAAACCUUAUGGUUCAGUUCUAUAUAUUUCAUUCGGGUCACAAAGCACUAUUUCAUUGUCUCAAAUGAUGGAGUUGGCAAAGGCAUUAGAGGCUAGUGGCAAGGAUUUCAUCUGGGUUAUUAGGCCACCUUUAGAGUUUGACAUUAACUCGGAGUUCAAUGCUGAAGCAUGGUUACCAAAAGGAUUUGAACAACGUGUAGGAGUUGAAAAUAAGGGACUUUUGGUGCACAAUUGGGCACCCCAGGUGGAAAUUUUAUCACACAAAUCUGUGGGUGCUUUUUUGAGUCACUGUGGAUGGAACUCUGUGCUUGAUUCUCUUAGUCAUGGAGUUCCCAUUUUGGCUUGGCCUAUUAUGGCUGAGCAGCAUUUCAAUGCAAAGAAGUUGGAGGAAGAGAUGGAGGUUUGUGUUGAGGUGGCUAAUGGGGCAAACAGUGAGGUUAGUCAUGAAGAUAUGGUGGCCAAGAUUGAGUUGGUGAUGAAUGAGACUGAGAAAGGAAAGGAUAUGACAAGGAAAGCUGGUGAGGUGAUGGACAUUAUCAAGAAUGCUAAGAAAGAUGAGGAUGGUUUCACGGGGACUUCUGUCAAAGCCAUUGAUGAAUUCUUCAAUGCCACAGUGUUAUGGAGAGAGAAGAAGAAAACCACCUAG